UUUGUCUUUGCAUAUCUAUUUUUUGUGCGUGACAGCUCGAAUUGGAGAAAGCGUUGCUGUCUGCGGAAUACGAAUCGGAAUCGUUGAAACUCAGUCAGGACGAGGGUGAAAAGAUAAAGGUGCAGAUGCGGAUAAACGAAUUAGAGAGGCAGAUGGCUGAGGAUAACACGAGCCAGGCGAAUUUGCAAGCGGAAGCGAAACAGAAAGUGCAAAGGGCUCAGCAAGCUUGCUGCCGUUUAGAGGAGGAACUGGCGAAUUGCAUGGACGAAAUUGUGCACCAGGAUAUUAGCAAGAAGCUUAUGGCUCAGCAAGACAUUCUGGAGUCGGAAAGGAAGGCUUUUGAAGAUUUGGAGUUCCAUCAUUUGGAAGAGGAAGCGAGCAAACUGGCAACCAGGGAAGAAUUACAGAGAUAUUUGAGCGAAUUGACGACCAAAAUAGAGACCAGGAAAGUACGACUGAGCCAUUUGGAAGCGCAGAGAUCUGAAGCAAAAAGCACGGCGACUAAAGAUGCAAGGAGCCUCGAAAGACAGAAGCUAACGCAUUUGAAACGGUUGGAAGAAGGUCGAAACCGAGUUAGAGCGAUUAACGAUGAACUGAUAAAGUUGGCGCAAAAUUCUUGCGAGAACGGCGACGAGAAACGAUCUCCGAGCAGGGAAGACUUCGACAGGAUCUCCAGGGUCACUACUGACUCUCCCAUUGUAAAUAAUCAGGGCAGCUUGGGAAGGAAGACUAUCGAAUCCCUCAAAGAAAUUGAGAGAAAUCGACAGCUUCAUUUAGCAAAACAAGGCAGCCAAGUAAUUUCGGAAGAAAGACGAAGAGUGGAGGAACUGAAACGAAGAGUACAAGACGAGGUUCGAUCGCAGUGGGAAGAAAGAAAGAUGAACUGUACGUCUUUCAACAGCGUUGAAUCAGGCGAAGAAUCCUCUAGUUAUUCAACGGGGCCAACAGAAAGUGGCAGUGGAAGCAGCGACAGUGCAGAGGGUGGAACCAGCGAGAAAUUGUCUCCUAGUAAACUUUCGGAACUUACGUCAUCCAGUCCAGGACCUUCGAAUAAUUCCUACAGUCUGCUUCAAAAUGAUAACAUGAGAGACGAUCGAAGGACAUCAAUGGAAGGCGAGAGACUUAGCAACAACAGCGGAGGAAUAAUCGACGGAAACGGAAGUCGUCCUCUUUCACAAACCUCCAGCGAAAUGGACACUCUUGGACCAUUGCAACCAGUCAAACAUCGUGAAAAGGCAAAACUGCAGAGGCCGCUUACGAGAUACCUUCCCAUCAAGUCGGAGUCGCUGGACCUGAGGCAUCAUAUUGAGACUGCCGGGCACCAGUUACCUCUAAUACACGAUGUCACGGUCGAUACGACCAGUUGCAGUGGUUACUUGUCAAAAAUGAGCAAGAAGUUCCAUCACUGGAACAAACGGUGGUUCGUCUUUGACCGGAAGAGGAAGACAUUGUCGUAUUACAGCGACAGCUCGUCCAGAAAGGCGCGAGGGGUGAUAUAUUUCCAGUCGAUCGAAGAAGUCUACGUGGACCACAUGAAUACCGUACGAUCGCCGCAGCCAUCACUGACUUUCAUCAUCAAAACGUCGUCUAGACUGUAUCAUUUAAUGGCCCCGAGUCCAGAGGCAAUGAGAGUUUGGGUGGACGUUGUGUUCACUGGCGCCGAGGGAUAUCAUGAAUUUGAUCAUGGUAUCUGAUAGAUCAACCGUUCUUACAUUUCUGGUCGAGAUUCGUUUUACUCUCAAGGAUCGUGAUAACAUGAUUCCUCGCCUGUAGCCUGCAGGUUCAGAAAACGAGCUUCGUGAUCGUUCAAAGAUACAAUUUGUCACGAAUCGAACUACAGCCGCCUACACUUUGAAACUGGAUUUGACUUGGACGUCAAAGACACAAGGAUCUUGAAUUUUAUGGAAUUGAUGGUUAUAUGGGUCUUGAAUUUGAUAGAAAUUGAUGGUUAUAUCGAUACUAAAUCCACUCAAUUAGAUAAUUGUACAUAAAAAUAAAUCCAAAGAAAAUUGCUAGAGACAAAAACUUAGCAUGAAACUCUGAUGUAUUGGAUUCAAUGAUGAUAAAUUGAUAAAUUUUAUAUCGAUACCAAAUCUACUCAAUUAGGCUGUAAAUCCAAAUUACAUUUAUUCAUUAAUUGCAAAAAUUACUGAAAACAAAAGCGGAUAUCAUAGAUAAUGAUAAAAACUUUAAUGUUUUGGUAUAAUAAUAAUAACAAUGAUAAAUUGAUAGAUGAUUUAUGUGAUCUGCUUGAUUCGAUAGGAAAAUUUUGUAUCGAUGAUGGAAACAAUUAUAUUUGUUAAAAGAUGAGAACAUUGUACGUCAUAUAAAAACAAUUACUCAUUGAAGUGCAGGCUGAUCACGACUUGAUUCUAUUUGAACAAAGUGGUUGAAUUUUAUAGAAUUUACUGUUAAACUUUGUUUAGACAUUAUUAAUCUAGUCUUCCAGAAUAACUACUUUCACGGAUAAUAAUGAGUUAAUGUCCCAACGUUUGAUGAAGAAAAUCUACAAUGAUAUGAACGUGUAUUCUGGUAUAAACCAGAGACAAAGUCCUUAAAAAAUAAAUAUGUAAAUAUGCCCCAUUUUACAUUUUACAGUUACACUUUAACGAUUUAAAUAAGUAUCUUAAUAUUGCUUAAUGCCAAGGAUUAUAUGAAAUAAAAUCUUCUAUAUCUCUUUGUAUAUCCAAAGGAACUUCUAGAACACAUACAUAUAAUGAUUUUUCACGAUUCUCAUAUUUACAUAUUGAUCUUUCAAUUCUAGAAAUGAUUGUAGAACUUUUACAUGUCCCUCGUUAAAUAACAAAGUUAUUACAGUCCUUAGAUAUUAAUUUUCGUUAGCACUAUUAAUAAACGCACUUCGUAAUGACACAAAUUAUGAAUAUUCCCCGACACGUGUAAUGUUCGUCUUUAUAACUUUUUUAAUCAACAAAUAAGUCUGAAUUUUGAUUAAUGUUUAAAGGCUGAAAGAGCUUAUAAAUAUAACAAGGUUUAUCAAAAUUGAAAAAUGUGUUCGCGACCGAUUUUCAUCAACUGCCUUAUAUUAUAAAUCGAGGAAUAUCUGUAGUUGGUGUACAGAUUGUCGAAUAUCCCGUAGAAUUUUAUGACACAGUUACAUAUAUAUAAAUAAUCAUUCAAGCACAAAAAAAUCGCGAUCGAUCAAACUAUUUUAUAAAAGUUUCGAAUCAUUUUACUUUGUCUGUUGGAAUUAUUACAUUUUUACAAUUUAAUUAUUAUAUAUAUCUUGUAAUUGAAUUUUUGCUAAAAAUUAUAUCGUUAGAGUAAAAUAAAUUAUAAAUUAUAUUAUGUACUGUGCGUAUGAUAUUUUUGGAUACAUUUACAAAAGAUAUUAAAAGGCUCUUUAUUAAUGAACUAUUCACCUUAUAACGAAUGUAUAAAUACCUAAGUAUUUUAGGAAUAAGUAUCUUGUAUAAUAAAAUAAAAAUAUUUACGAACACCUUAA
Frieseomelitta varia is the source of this 3463-nucleotide messenger RNA. RefSeq names its product pleckstrin homology-like domain family B member 1. Lineage: Eukaryota; Metazoa; Arthropoda; Insecta; Hymenoptera; Apidae. Bases 126 to 1694 code for a protein of 522 amino acids. The record is from RefSeq and is a predicted model, not a curated record. The transcript is spliced from 8 exons.